AAAAUGGCUGCGCCCAGUCGGCGAAAAAGCUGGUCCAAAAUUUGAAUAUUUUCCCCAUCCUGAGGACUCUUCACCAGAACACUACCAGUACAACUUUCCAAGAUGAAGUGCCUUUGUUUGAGUGGCAUCAGCUUGAAUAAUGCCAUAAAAAGAGGAUUGUCUACGUCUUGUAUUUGGCGAAAAAACAAUGAUUCGGAGCCACCUGAGAACCGUGAAAAGUUCUUUAUAACCACACCAAUAUUCUAUGUAAAUGCUGCUCCUCAUAUUGGUCACAUGUACACAGCCGUACUGACAGAUGCAAUUAGUCGAUGGAAACAAAUGAAACGGAUGAAUGUAAAGUUUGCAACUGGAACUGAUGAGCAUGGAAUGAAGAUUCAGAAAGCUGCUGCUGCCAUGAGGAGAAAUCCUUUAGAUUAUUGCACUGACAUCUCAAAUAAUUUCAAGGAGAUGUUCUCCACAAGCAAUAUCAGCUACACCGAUUUCAUAAGAACAACAGAAGAAAGACACAAGGCUGCUGUUCAUCACUUCUGGAAGAUACUUUUCAAUAACGGCCAUAUCUAUAAGGGACAUUACGAAGGAUGGUACUCGGUUUCUGACGAAGCAUUUUUGUCAAAUGAUGCAGUGGAAGAAACAAGAGACAGACAUGGAAAAUAUGUACAUAUAUCUAAAGAAAGCGGUCAUGUGGUCGAAUGGAUGAAGGAGGAAAAUUAUAUGUUUCGGUUGUCCUGUUUUACAGACCAGCUGAGGAGUUGGGUUGACAAAAACGUCAUCCGCCCUAAAGUUUUUGAGCCAGCCGUGAGGUCUUGGAUAACAAGCCUGCAGGAUCUGUCCAUAUCCAGAGAAGUCUCCCGCCUUCAGUGGGGGAUACCAGUGCCAGGAGAUAACUCACAGACAAUCUAUGUGUGGCUGGAUGCCCUGUUGAAUUACCUCUCAGUGACUGGAUAUCCAAACAGUGGUUGGGAGACCUGGUGGCCCGCUGACUGCCACGUGGUUGGAAAAGACAUUCUCAAAUUUCAUGCCAUAUACUGGCCAGCAUUCCUGAUGGCAGCAGGACUCGAACCACCCAAGAUGAUCCUGUGUCAUUCCCAUUGGAUGGUCAACAAUAAAAAGAUGUCGAAAAGUAUCGGAAAUGUUGUCGACCCAUUUGACCGGAUGAAGAAAUACUCGGCAGAUGGUUUCCGCUAUUUCUUGUUGAAGGAGGGAGUGCCUCAUUCUGACGGAAAUUAUAAUGACAACAAGGUCGUGGAGAUGCUGAAUGCUGAACUGUGCAAUACCCUGGGUAACCUUUUGAGUCGAUGUACCGGCAAGGCAUUGAAUCCACAACAGGUCUUCCCCUCUUUCGACCCUGAAGCAUUUGAGGACUGUGCAACAGAAGAAGGCAGAAAUUUGCUUAAAAAUUUAAAGGAUCUACCGUCGGUCGUCCACGACCACUACGACGACUACCACAUCUACAAAGGCUUAGAAGCCAUCGUUUCCCAGCUUCACAGCACGAACGCUUUCUUUCAACACCAUAAACCGUGGGAGUUAAAAACGGACAAGUCGAAACAAAAAUGGCUGGAUACAAUCUUACACGUUACGAUGGAAAAUCUUCGAGUGUGUGGAGUUCUUUUAAAACCUGUGAUACCAGACUCUAGUGAGAAAAUUCUGUCCAAAUUAGGUGCUCGGGAUUAUGAAAGGACUUUGGAAUCGAUCAUGUAUGUGGAUGAUUUACAGUCAUCGAGGAUUUGUGACGAGAGACCUCUCGGUGUGGACUCUGGACUAUUAUUUCCUCGGUUGAAAAAGUGACUUGCUUCCUAGGAUUCUUAUAAAGUAAUAAACGAUUUUUGUGAA
Messenger RNA from Lineus longissimus, 1830 nucleotides. Its product is annotated as methionine--tRNA ligase, mitochondrial-like. The transcript has 13 exons. Lineage: Eukaryota; Metazoa; Nemertea; Pilidiophora; Heteronemertea; Lineidae. Gene Ontology annotation, molecular function: methionine-tRNA ligase activity; ATP binding. Gene Ontology annotation, biological process: methionyl-tRNA aminoacylation. Bases 103 to 1785 code for a protein of 560 amino acids. The record is from RefSeq and is a predicted model, not a curated record.